Aegilops tauschii subsp. strangulata is the source of this 1266-nucleotide messenger RNA. RefSeq lists its product as uncharacterized. The record is from RefSeq and is a predicted model, not a curated record. NCBI's taxonomy places the organism in Eukaryota, Viridiplantae, Streptophyta, Magnoliopsida, Poales, Poaceae.
ACCCACUAGCCACACUGAUCAUCUAAGCUAGCUAGCUCAGGAAGGUAGCAAUGGCCAGGGGGUCUUUCUCCAUGGGAGUGGUGGCCGCGGCGGCCGUGCUGGUGGUGCUGUGCGCCGCCGUGUCGGCCGCAGCGCAGCCUCGUCCCCCACUGCCGAAGAACUCCCACAUGAUCACCCCUGGGCGAUUCGGGAAGAGGAAGCAGGUGCUCUCCUGCGACAACCCCAAGGACGGCACCAGCCCCUGCGUCGCCACCUGCGACAGCCGCUGCCCCAACGAGUGCAUCGUCAUGUGCCCAGGCUGCAAGACCUACUGCUUGUGUGACUUCUACCCUGGUGUAUCCUGCGGUGACCCCCGCUUCACGGGGGCCGACGGCAACAACUUCUACUUCCAUGGCAAGAAGGACCAGGACUUCUGUGUCCUCUCCGAUGCUGACCUCCACAUCAACGCUCACUUCAUCGGCAAGCGCAACCCCACCAUGAGCCGUGACUUCACAUGGAUCCAGGCUCUGGGCAUCCGCUUCGCUGACCACCGCCUCUACAUGGGUGCCCAGAAGACCACCAAGUGGAACAACGAUGUCGACCGCCUCGAGUUGACCUUCGACGGGGAAUCGAUCAACAUUAAUGCUGAUAUUGGCACAAAAUGGCAGUCCACCAACGUUCCUGGCCUCACAGUCAUGAGGACCACCGUCACCAAUGGCGUGAGGGUCCAACUUAAGGGUGUGUUCGACAUCAUGGCUAAGGUGGUGCCCAUUACAGAGGAGGACUCCCGCGUCCACAACUAUGGUGUGACGGACGACGACACACUCGCACAUUUGGACAUCGGGUUCAAGUUUUUCGACCUCACCAACGAUGUUCACGGUGUCCUCGGCCAGACCUACCGCUCUGACUACAUCAACAAGCUCAGCGUGAGCGCCAGCAUGCCUGUGAUGGGUGGCGUAGCCAGCUACGUCUCCUCCGACAUCUUCGCCACCGACUGCAAGGUUGCUAGGUUCGGUCAUAACGCUGGCAUCUCCAUGGUCACCACCAGGGCCAACUAAACUAUUUAUCAAGACAACAUCACUCUGAUGUAAUGGGCCUACCAAUGAUGGAUAUUGGCCCAGAAAUAAAAUAAUAUGUGACAAAUGUAAUGUGUAGCAUUGUUUGUGCCAAAAAUGAACAACCUUCCAAGGAAAAAGAUAAACAUUCACGAUGCAAAUUGUAAUGGUGCUUUCCUAUUGCUUAUGUCAUGGGAAUGUUGGAUCUCUCCAUCGAGUAGUAACAAUUCAU